CUCCCGCCGCAGCAGGGCCCGCGCCGGCGCCCCACACCUCCCGCCUCCCCGCCUGAGGAGGGCGGCAGCGCCGGGCGGGGUAACCGCGGCGGCCGCCGGGCUGACAGGAUUUUCGCGCUCGCCUGCCUCAGGCAGCGGCUUCUCACAGCGGGGCGCGGACAGGGCCGGCCGCCGGCUUCCUUUGUGGCACGCAUGGAGCCGGCCGCGCUGAGGGGGCGCGGGGAGGCGUCUCCUCACAGGGAUCGUCGAAGGCGGAGCGGACGGAACAGUGAGUCACCUACCAGACAUUAUUAGAGCUGUGACAACAAGAAACCAGAUGAAAUCUCUGAACUGUAUCUGCUUUCCAGACCACGGAAAUAUAGCAUAUUGAAUUGGCUUUGACUUACGCAAACUGCAAAGCCUGGGAUUGCUGGACAAUGAGGAAUAUAGAGCUUAUCAUUCACACAAGUGGGUGGAUUUGCUGCAUGCACAUGCAUCUGUGUCAACCUUUGAAGAAAAAGGAUUUCACUGACUGAAAAAUAAAAGUGGUUUUCUAAGGGAUUCUGUAAGCUCCGUUGAACUGCAAGGCUCAGCUCACUGAUGGCCUGAGGACAUCUCAGAGGGCUGCACAGCACCUGGGACUCUGCACCAUGCACAGACUCAGGAGACUACAUUUAAUGUAAAGACUGCUGAACUGUGUCCCUGGUACAUCCUGCCUCUCCCAUGGUGCUAACCAUGGACUGCUGCUAGACUGUGAUUAUAAUAUUUUGUUUUGUAGUUUACAUCUAAUACUGCCUACCUACUUCAUAGCAAGCUUUCACUGAUGGUAUUUUGGUCUUUGGAAGGCUUUCACUCUAAACAUUUGAGAAAGCAUCUCAACAUUGCACAUGCCUGAAGUUAAUUUAGGCAUUUUUUUAAAGGACAUGUAACACCAGGUAAAACUUCACAGCACUUGCACUCUGAGGUCUCCAGGUAGGUAUUCUGUUCUGGUGGUUUGGAGGGUGAAGGUUGAAAAAGUGAAAAAAAAAAAGGAGGCUUAGAAAUAGAGGGAGGGGGGAAACACCAAAAUAGAUAUUGGGUCACUGCAGAGUGCAGAAUAUUUGUGUCAGAAGAAAGACUGCUACAGCCCAGGUCCCUAUCUCCUGCAGAUGCACUUAGCUUUGCAUGCUGAUUAAAAUCCUUUGAAGCUGAUAGGACUGAAUAGGUGUGGUUGAAUUUCAACUGAUAUGUAAGUCCUCAAAUGCUGCAUAUUCCAAAGAAACGGCUUCUAUAUCAGAAGCCACCCUAACUUUUUUCUUAUUUCUGUUGUAUCCUUGAUAGAUAUAACCAAAGCUGGAAUUUCUUGAAUGUUCCAGUGCUGACCCUGGUCCUUCAACAUCCCGUUUAACUACUCACAUGAUAAAGUUAUUUGUAAAUGUUAAAUCUUUGCAGGAUUAUGGUCUAAAGGAGUCUUAGAGCCUGAUCCAACUACUUCAGAGGCCUGCCCUAGAUUUUGGUGAUCAGUGUAUCAGAGCCAUACUAAAAGGAUUAAGAUGCUGCCAGUGCUUAGUGAAGAUACAGUUUUCCUACAAGUACAGUUCAGCAUUCUAGUACUGACACAUUCAGAGCAUGUGAUAUAAUGGUGCAUGUUAUAUAGUGUAUCUCACCAUACUUAGGCUACCAUAACUCUGAUGGUUUACAGUGGCUCCAGUAGCCAUUGCUUUAUUUAUGCUUUCAUAAUCCAAAUGCUUAGCAGUGUAAAUAUUUCCUCUGUGUGGCUAUACACAGAGAGGUGUAUUUACUUAUAUAAUGUGUGAGGUCAUGUCACGGAGAAACACGAAGUUUUUGCUAGUGUCUGAGAUGAGUGGGUUACCUGCUGCAGUGACUGGGAGGCGUUAGGCAGGCUGCCAUGGCCUUAUCCCAGUGACUCUACCAUGCCUAGAGCUCUCCAGCAGACUAAGCCUUUCUGUGGAGAGGGCAGCACUGCAGAAGUAAAAUUACAUUUUAUAGCACUUCUACAGCUUGUAUAUAUUAGGCUUUUGUAAAAAAUAAAGGAAGAAACAUUAGAACCCUUUCCCUAGUGCUCCUACAGAAAUAUUCUGGGGCCUUCUUUUUUCCUCCAGCCACUCUACCCUUUCAUUUUACUUCUCUGCCUUCCCUGUGUCAGGAGAACCUUCCUUUUAUAUCACAGGUGUGGCUAACAGGACUGGGGAAAUGAUACAGGGAGACACUUGGCUCUUUUUUUUUUCUUUCACUAGCUAGUGGGAGAUACAGGAUGACCUACAACAGGAGAGAGGUGCCCUGAAUGUCUGUGGAGUACUGCUGAAAUGUGAACCAGGUGGUGGAAGAUGAGGCAAAAAAAGAGGAAUUUUUGUGUAAUCACAUGAGUAAGGUCGUCUUCACAAAGAAGAACUGCUUCUAAAUGCGUUCACAUCCUGUUGAAGAUGAAAGGAGAAGAAGCCAAGUUUAGUCAGACGGGAACUGGGAUUAAAACUCAGUACAUCUGCUCUCCGAGGCUAGGCUUUGACCCUGUCACCACCCGAGAUGCUUUGAAGUUUGCCCACACCUUUAUUUACUGCAGACUGGAUUAUUGUGACUCCUGCAAAACUGCCUGCCCAGGAGAAGUCGAGGUUACCUUGUCCCACAUACGACCAGUUGAAAGAACUCUGGCUCAGAAAAAAAAGACUUAAGGUGUCCUUGCAUGUUUUUCAGGUGCUUUUGAGUCACUUUGCUGUACUGCUGGCUGUGAAAGUGAGAGAACAGCUUCUGCAGAUGAAAGGCCAGCAACGAUAGCACUGGAAUGUGACCUCGGGCAUUUAUCAGAAUGACAUUGUCUGUCAGACGAUACUGCAUUCUUAUUUUUACGACCACUUUUGGCAUGGAAUCAGGUUUUCAUAGAACUGUGAUUGAUUCGUCUUCACUUUGUUCUUCUGGAAAGCUGAGUGAGGUCAGAAGAAAAGCUGGUAAUUGGUUUAAAUGAGCAUAGGAUUGACUCCAGUGAAAGAACAAAAAGCGUUACUGAAGGAAGAGAACAUGAAAAUCUGUAUUUAACUAAUGAUUCUCACCGGAGAUAAAUAUGAUGACAAACUUCAAACCAAAAGCAGGAAAAUACCUAUGCUAACCAUUAUGGCCUUUCAUGUGAUGCAGGAGAAUGUCAAGAUUUCACCUUCAUAAGCCACCAAAAGGAAUAAUAUGCUUGGAAGUACUUGGUAGUGUUGAUUACCUAUACUCCAGCACAAGAGCUCCAGCUUAAUCCUUUUCAAACACUUCUCUCAGAACAUGGGGGAAAACGAUGAUGAAAAAUACAGUCAAGCUGGCCAGAUAUUUGAAAACUUUGUACAAGCGUCAACAUGCAAAGGUACAAUUCAGGCCUUUAAUAUUCUCACUCGCCAACUUGAAUUAGAUCCUUUGGACAAUAGAAAUUUUUACACCAAACUGAAGUCAAGAGUGACCACGUGGAAGGCCAAAGCUUUGUGGAACAAGCUUGAUAAAAGAGCAAGUCACAAAGAAUAUAAACGCGGAAAAUCUUGUAUGAACACUAAGUGUUUAAUUAUUGGAGGUGGCCCAUGUGGCUUGCGGACUGCCAUAGAACUUGCCUUUCUGGGAGCCAAAGUUGUCGUUGUGGAGAAGCGGGACACUUUUUCAAGAAACAAUGUGUUGCAUCUCUGGCCAUUUACAAUUCACGACCUCCGGGGACUGGGAGCAAAGAAAUUCUAUGGAAAAUUCUGUGCAGGAUCUAUUGAUCACAUCAGUAUUCGACAACUUCAACUUAUCCUCUUCAAAGUUGCACUUAUACUAGGAGUUGAAAUCCAUGUGAAUCUAGAAUUCGUGAAAGUCCUGGAGCCUCCUGAAGAUCAAGAAAACCAAAAGAUAGGUUGGAGGGCUGAAUUUCUCCCCAUGGAUCACCCUUUGUCAGAGUAUGAAUUUGAUGUUAUUAUUGGUGCAGAUGGCCGCAGGAACACAUUAGAAGGUUUCAGGAGGAAGGAGUUCCGUGGAAAGCUGGCCAUAGCUAUCACUGCCAAUUUUAUAAACAGAAAUACAACUGCAGAAGCCAAGGUAGAAGAAAUUAGUGGUGUUGCUUUCAUCUUCAAUCAGAAGUUCUUCCAGGAUCUUAAAGAGGAAACGGGAAUUGACCUGGAGAAUAUUGUUUACUAUAAAGAUAGUACUCAUUAUUUUGUGAUGACAGCAAAAAAGCAGAGUCUUCUGGACAAAGGAGUGAUUAUUAAUGACUAUAUUGAUACUGAGUUGCUUCUCUGUGGGGAAAAUGUGAACCAGAGCAAUUUGCUGUCCUAUGCCAGAGAAGCUGCUGACUUUGCAACCAACUACCAGCUGCCUUCCUUGGAUUUUGCAAUUAAUCACUAUGGGCAACCAGAUGUAGCAAUGUUUGAUUUUACUUCCAUGUAUGCAUCUGAAAAUGCUGCACUAGUGAGACAGAGACACAGACAUCAGCUCCUGGUGGCACUUGUUGGAGAUAGUUUGCUUGAGCCCUUUUGGCCAAUGGGUACUGGCUGUGCAAGAGGCUUCUUAGCUGCUUUUGAUACUGCAUGGAUGGUGCGGAGCUGGGCUCAAGGAAAACCCCCAUUAGAAAUUCUUGCUGAACGAGAGAGCAUUUAUCGACUCUUGCCUCAGACUACCCCUGAAAAUAUUAACAAGAACUUCGACCAGUAUACCAUUGACCCUGGAACAAGAUACCCAAAUUUGAACUCAAACUGUGUUCGACCUCACCAGGUGAGACAGUUAUAUGUUACCAAUGAGUUACAACAAUGUCCUCUUGAAAGAGUGAGCUCCAUUAGAAGAUCAGUGAAUCUCUCAAGACACGAGUCAGAUACUCGACCUAACAAGCUUUUGACCUGGUGUCAGAAGCAGACAGAAGGGUACCGUAACGUUAACGUCACAGACCUGACUACCUCCUGGAAAAGUGGCCUUGCGCUGUGUGCGAUUAUCCACCGCUUCAGACCUGACCUCAUUGACUUUGAUGCUCUGAACGAAGAGGACGUUGUCAAAAACAACCAGCUGGCAUUUGAUGUUGCUGAGCAGGAGUUUGGGAUCCCCCCUGUGACCACGGGGAAGGAGGUGGGGUCGGCUGGCGAGCCUGACAAGCUCAGCAUGGUCAUGUACCUCUCCAAGUUCUAUGAACUGUUCAGGGGCACACCUCUGCGGGCAGUAGAUGCUGGUGACAAGCAAAAUGGAGAACAUAACGAUCUUUGUUCAGCAAAAUCAUCCAACUUCAUCUUUAAUAAUUAUAUCAAUUUAACUUUUCCAAGAAAACGAGUACCAAAGGUUGAAGGGAAAACAGAAGAACAUGAGUCUAAUAAAAGACGUCGAAAAGGUCUUUUUGGUGUCUUCGAGGAGGCUUCAGGCUUUUCAAGCCAAAGGACGAAUGGGAAAGAACAGAGUGAUGUCAGAGAAGGAACAAACCAGAAUAGAGUUAAAUCAAUGGCAACUCAGCUGUUGGCAAAGUUCGAAGAGAAUGCUCCAAAUACAAUUUUUCGGAGGCAGGAGCUAAUAGAUAGACCAGCCCUGCUCUCUUCUGACCCUCCUGUUAAUCCUCGCUUUGCUAAGCCUAAGGAUUCAAGUCUUCUUCCUCCACAACCAAAAAGGCAGUUUCAGGUGGUAGCUAGGAGUGAACACGAGGUCAGGGAACCCAAACAGUCUUUAAAUGGUUCUGAUCAUAUGGCCAGGAGAGCAAAGACUGUACAAAAAACAGAUACCCAGCCCAGUCUGUCAGAAACCUCUGAAAAUCUCGCAUCUGCCUGUUCUGCUGCAUUUGUACUUUCUGGAGUGCUUGAGCGUCUUCAGCACCUGGAGGAAAAAAUGAAACAGAAAAGAGCUCAGACCAUAGCAAAUAGGGAAUUCCAUAAAAAGAACAUUAAAGAGAAAGCAGCACAUCUUGCCUCAAUGUUUGGAUACAUGGAGUUUCCAAAGAAUAAACUACCUACUAAAGGCUUAUCCCAUUCUCAGCCUCCAACUCCCUCUUGCUCUCCACCUCAUGAUUCAGCUACUGCCUCUUCUCCAUCAUCUGUCGAUUCAGCUUCCCCUGCUGUUCCUUCUAGACAGGCAUCUCUGCGAAAAGAAUUCCCUCAGUCUGUUGGAGGGAGUGACAUUUGUUACUUCUGCAAAAAACGGGUAUAUGUUAUGGAGCGGCUGAGUGCAGAAGGCCACUUCUUUCAUAGGGAGUGCUUCAAGUGUGAAAUAUGUUCUACAACACUCCGUUUAGGAAUUUACGCCUUUGAUGUUGAAGAAGGUAAAUUUUACUGUAAACCUCAUUUCACGCACUGCAAAAUCAGUACUAAGCAGAGAAAGAGAAGAGCAACCUUACAGAUCCAAGGAAAGGAGACAGCAGAAGCGUGGAAGAAAGAGGAGCCCAAACCCACAGAGACCACCACAGAAAGCACUUUGCCUACUGCUAGCAGUCCAGAGGACAGGUCCCCAGGUAUCCUGACUUCCUUCUUUAGGGGCACACUAAGCUGGCCCCUUCGGGUGACAAGGGAUCUGCUUGACAUUCCCAGACGCCUGUCUAACUGGAUGCAUGGUUUUCUGCACGCUACCAAUCUUCAUUUCAGGGACAAUGCAUAUAACUAUACCUACUUGUAUGAACUCUUGAGCCUUGGUGUGCCAUUCCUCUGUGCUCUUCUAGAGGUACUUACUCAUAUGUACCGGGAAGCAGAGCUAUCACUUGAAAAUAUGCUUGAAUGGGUGAAAAGAAUUCUAUAGGGUUUAAAUUCUUCUAUGUGUCUUGCUCAAUUUUGCCUUUCAGAUUUUCAAAAUUAACAGCCUCACUAUUUUCUUGAGGGUUUUUUGUUUGCUUGCUUUUUUACUUUUCAUACAGUUUAAUGUGUGACUUAAAUGAAUGAUGGAUUCCUUCUGAUAUAAAUGAGGUGCAGUCAAAAAUUUCAAUAUAAAAUGUACUGUAUGUUAGAGCAUGAAGGGCAGUGUCCAGACACAUUUCCAGAACACAGCAACGGAUGAAGGAUGUUCAUAGAUUUUUUUUUUUUUUUUUUCCCCUUGUUUUAUCCUGUGAUCAGACCAUGGGGCAUAUGGUACAUUUAAAAACCAUGCUCCCACCUGCUCUCCUCCUUUUUCUUUUUUUCAUUAGACCAAGAAAGAAUAUGUAUUCUUUCAGAUGUUUGGGGAAUAUUUAUGAUAAAUGACUGGGUUUUGAAACCUGGACAUGGCGCGAGGCUCUUUUUUUUUUUUCUUGCUUUCAUCUUUGCUCUGCGUUAUGAAGUUUAUAAUUUGCAUGAAUAUGUUAAAAAAAGAAAAAAAAAAUUAGUCAUGUACUUAAUUGCCAUUGCUCCUAGUCAUGCCUUUUUUCAUUUCUUACAUGUGAUAGAUACCCUUUGAUGAUAGUGGGCAUAAUCUGUACUACUAAUUUAUUUAAAGUUUUGAAAUAAAUUUGAAGAGCAAA
This is a messenger RNA of Strigops habroptila (Kakapo), 7366 nucleotides long. RefSeq names its product microtubule associated monooxygenase, calponin and LIM domain containing 2 (gene MICAL2). Lineage: Eukaryota; Metazoa; Chordata; Aves; Psittaciformes; Psittacidae. The coding region runs from base 3238 to 6672 and encodes 1144 amino acids. The transcript has 35 exons. The record is from RefSeq and is a predicted model, not a curated record. Gene Ontology annotation, molecular function: protein binding; FAD binding.